AAUUGAGAAUAAACUACAAUGUCAAUACUACUCGAAGAACUAUUCGGAAAGAAAAUAGCCGAGAAAAAGUAUAAAUUCAGAUACAGACCUCAAAUAAAAUCUAACAUAUUAGCUCCAAAGACUUUAAUUCUCAGAAGAAAGGAGAAAAUGAAUGAGAAAGUAUUUAUGGAUAAGCUAAGCUACAACGGGAAUCUUCAAACCACACUUCCAUUCACCAGUGAAGCUCAGGUUAAGAAAAUAAAAGACUAUGAAUUUUUUGCUGAAGAAAUGAGAAAGGGACAAAGUGAAGCCAAGACAGACCCUCCUUCCAAAGUGAGAAAAGUGAUCAGACUAAAGAAAAAGAUACACCUUCUCACACCUCAACUGUCUACUCCAAAACUACCUGAACUGCCAUCAAUCCCUAGACCUAGAGUCCAAAAGGUCUCACUUGGGAGGGCUCAGACAAAGAAUACAUCAAUCUCUUCUUCAUCAAUAGCUACAAGAGCGGACACUGCAACUAUUAAGAAAAUGUCCUCUCUUUCCUCCAUUUCGCCUUUUAAUGCAUUGAGAAAGAGUCGUAGAAAUAUUUCUACUCCUUUUACAAGAAAACUCAAAAGAUCUGUGAACCAGUUCUCAGGAAAACUGAGCGUAACAGGGAUGAUUAGUCGGAGGUUACCUCAGAGACCUUCACCAACUCGUUUGGAAAGAAAAGCAGUUUAUUCCUUCCAGCAGAAUAAUUCAGCAACGAGGAGUAUUAACUUCUCUGACUGUGUUAUUAAUCUUUAUUCAUAAGAUUCUUGACUGUA
Moneuplotes crassus is the source of this 785-nucleotide messenger RNA. NCBI's taxonomy places the organism in Eukaryota, Ciliophora, Spirotrichea, Euplotida, Euplotidae. The record is from the annotation of a GenBank genome assembly.